Molecule: messenger RNA, 210 nt
Organism: Acanthoscelides obtectus
Lineage: Eukaryota; Metazoa; Arthropoda; Insecta; Coleoptera; Chrysomelidae
Source: the annotation of a GenBank genome assembly
AUGCAGGAGCUGGUCUACAAUUUCGUUUACGGAGGUGAAUCAAAUCCUUCGCAAAAUCAGUACCAAAACUCUUCAGAAGUUUUAUGCAGCACACCACAGGAGCAUAUGGCCUACCAUGUUACGGAGUUGCAAACUGUAUCCCAGGAAUAUUCAAAUCCCACCUCUGUUGCCUCCUAUCUAAGCAAUUUCUCCGAUGAAACUCUUCACUAG